Photinus pyralis (common eastern firefly) is the source of this 2135-nucleotide messenger RNA. Its product is annotated as DNA polymerase delta catalytic subunit-like. Lineage: Eukaryota; Metazoa; Arthropoda; Insecta; Coleoptera; Lampyridae. Bases 123 to 2120 code for a protein of 665 amino acids. Gene Ontology annotation, cellular component: delta DNA polymerase complex. Gene Ontology annotation, molecular function: 3'-5'-DNA exonuclease activity; DNA binding; DNA-directed DNA polymerase activity. Gene Ontology annotation, biological process: DNA replication proofreading; DNA-templated DNA replication; nucleotide-excision repair, DNA gap filling. The transcript is spliced from 8 exons. The record is from RefSeq and is a predicted model, not a curated record.
AUGUCAUGCGCAUUUCGGAUUAUUCCAGUAAAGGCAAACAUAACCUAAAAAUUUCUCAUUAGUUUUAGUUUCGCGCCUGAAUUUUGUAAAAGCUUGUGCAUUUGAAAACUAAUCCGAUAAACAUGAAUACAAAUAAAAGAAAAGACGGUCAUGGUACCAGCCCAAAUAAAAAGUUCAAAACGGAACGUAUCUCACGACCCUCGCUGCAACUCGACUCAAAUUCGUCAUUAACAUUUCAGCAGCUCGAACUGGACCAUUAUAUUAAUAAAGCGCCUUACCCAAAUAUGCCAGGUGCUCAGACGGGUUCAGUGCCUGUUAUGCGUAUGUUUGGAGUUACGGCGGAAGGCUACAGCGUGUGUUGUCACGUUCACGGAUUUUCACCUUACUUCUAUGUCCUAUUACCGUCAGAUUUUACAGAUGUUCUCGAAUUUAAGAAAAAAUUAAAUUUGGCUGUGUUACUCGAUGUAAAGGCGGUUCCUGAGAAAGUUUCGGAGGCCGUUUUGGCUGUAGAAAUUAAACGCGGAAAGUCGUUAUUAGAAUUCAGUGGCCACGAAGACAGUAAAUUUGCGAAGAUUACUGUAGCGUUACCGAGAUUCGUGGCUGUCGGCAAACGGCUGUUAGAAAAUGGUGUUUAUGGAAAUAAGUCGUUUAGCUGUUUUGAGACUAACGUCGAUAUUGAUUUAAGAUUUAUGAUCGAUACAAGUAUUUUGGGUUGUUCGUGGAUUCAUUUACCUCCUGGGAAAUGGUAUGGGCGUGGUAAGGAUUCCAAAUGGCCAAUAACGUCUCGGUGUCAAAUCGAAUGUGACGUGUCUUGGGAAGACUUCGUCGCCCAUCCACCCGAAGGCGAGUGGGCUAAGGUUGCACCUUUCCGAAUACAUAGUUUUGAUAUCGAAUGCGCCGGACGUAAAGGUAUAUUUCCCGAGCCUAAUGUGGAUCCCGUUAUACAAAUAGCAAAUGUUGUCAAGUUGUACGGUUCUGAUGACGUAUUGACGCGAAAUGUUUUCACAUUAAAUACAUGCGCUCCAAUUGGUCACGCUGAGGUAAGGUGUUUCGACACUGAGCAUCAGAUGCUUGAGGCGUGGGCCGAUUUCGUUAGAGAACUAGACCCGGACGUUUUCACCGGUUACAACAUUAACAAUUUUGAUAUACCUUAUCUUUUGGAUAGGGCAAAACAUUUGAAGCUUAAAAAGUUUGAUUUUUUGGGACGAAUUUUGAGUAUUCAGUCGAGCGUGAAAGAAACUGUGAACCAAACGAAAUUUGGAAAACGUACUUUUAAGACUGUCAACUUUGAAGGAAGAGUUGCUUACGAUAUGCUGGUGGUGAUGAAAAGGGAUUUCAGGUUACGAUCAUACACUUUAAAUAAUGUGUCUAACGAAUUACUGGGCGAACAGAAGGAAGACGUGCAUUAUAGUAUCAUUACUGAUUUACAAAAUGGCGAUGAACAAACACGACGAAGAUUAGCCGUGUAUUGUAUAAAAGAUGCAGACCUGCCUCUACGUUUAUUGGAUCACGUUAAAAGUUUCGCAAACGACAUAGAAAUGGCACGUGUUACCGGUGUCUCAAUUACAAGUUUAUUGACAAAAGGCGAACAAGUUAAAGUGGUCGCACAAUUACUAAGACAUAGCCGGCAGUCCGGAUAUUUCAUGCCGACGCACCAUUACGCCCCCAGCACUGAACAAUACGAGGGCGCAACAGUUAUUGAACCUAUUCGCGGCUAUUACACGUAUCCUAUUGCAACAUUGGAUUUUAGUUCCCUGUACCCUAGCAUUAUGAUAGCCCACAAUUUGUGCUACACCACUCUCGUACGUCCUAAUAUGAAAGAUAAACUAGGUCUUGCGCCCGACGAAAUUACCGUUACUCCAUCGCAGAAUAUAUUCGUGAAGUCUUCAGUUAGACAAGGUUUACUACCUGAAAUUUUGCAACAACUGUUAGCGGCACGUAAGCGUGCUAAAACUGCACUAAAAGACGAAAAGGAUCCAGUGAUGCAAGCGGUCUUAAAUGGACGUCAAUUGGCACUGAAAAUUUCUGCAAAUUCCGUAUACGGAUUUACUGGAGCUCAAGUUGGUAAAUUGCCCUGCUUAGAAAUCUCAGGGGUAAGUGAUGUAAACUUUCGUUUUUAAUUUUUCUUAGUUGCA